This is a messenger RNA of Vicugna pacos (alpaca), 1759 nucleotides long. It is a transcript of the gene KCTD13, whose product is annotated as potassium channel tetramerization domain containing 13. Gene Ontology annotation, biological process: protein ubiquitination; protein homooligomerization; proteasome-mediated ubiquitin-dependent protein catabolic process. Lineage: Eukaryota; Metazoa; Chordata; Mammalia; Artiodactyla; Camelidae. The record is from RefSeq and is a predicted model, not a curated record. Gene Ontology annotation, cellular component: Cul3-RING ubiquitin ligase complex. Gene Ontology annotation, molecular function: protein binding; ubiquitin-protein transferase activity.
GGCUGCGCAGCUGCUCACCCGGCUUCCGGGUGAUGCUGGCGGGAUGGGUCUGCGAGCCAGAGUCGCUGAGUAGCGGCGGCAUAGGGGCGUGCGAGCCCAGAGAUCCAGCCCUGGGGCUCAGGUCCCCGGGUUCUCUGGGAGCGGCCGGAGGGAGCGGAGAGAACCUAGGAUUGCCGCCCGCCGCAACCCCUGGGCAUGUCCGCAGAAGCCUCGGGCCCGGCGGCGGCCGAGGCCCCGUCCCUGGAGGUCCCUAAGCCCUCGGGUCUCGAGCCUGGCUCUGCCGCCCACUGUCUCAAGCCACUGACCCCGAACAGCAAGUACGUGAAGUUGAACGUGGGCGGCUCGCUGCACUACACCACGCUGCGCACCCUCACUGGACAAGACACCAUGCUCAAGGCCAUGUUCAGCGGCCGCGCGGAGGUGCUCACUGACGCCGGAGGUUGGGUGCUGAUUGACCGGAGCGGCCGCCACUUUGGUACAAUCCUCAACUACCUGCGAGACGGGUCCGUGCCACUGCCUGAGAAUACCAGAGAACUGGGGGAGCUACUGGGCGAAGCACGCUACUACCUGGUACAGGGACUGAUUGAGGAUUGCCAGCUGGCACUGCAGCAAAAAAGGGAGAACCUGUCCCCGCUGUGCCUCAUCCCCACGGUGACAUCUCCCCGGGAGGAGCAGCAGCUCCUGGCCAGCACCUCCAAGCCCGUGGUGAAGCUCCUGCACAACCGCAGUAACAACAAGUACUCCUACACCAGCACCUCAGAUGACAACCUACUUAAGAACAUCGAGCUGUUUGACAAACUGGCCCUGCGCUUCCAUGGGCGGCUGCUUUUCCUCAAGGAUGUACUGGGGGACGAGAUCUGCUGCUGGUCUUUCUACGGGCAGGGUCGCAAAAUCGCCGAGGUGUGCUGCACCUCCAUUGUCUAUGCCACGGAGAAGAAGCAGACCAAGGUGGAAUUCCCAGAGGCCCGGAUCUUUGAGGAGACCCUGAACAUCCUGAUCUACGAGACUCCCCGGGGCCCAGACCCAGCUCUCCUGGAGGCCACAGGGGGUGCAGCUGGAGGUGGCGGGGCAGGCCGAGGGGAGGAUGAGGAGAACCGAGAACACCGAGUCCGCAGGAUCCAUGUCCGGCGCCACAUCACCCACGAUGAGCGUCCUCAUGGCCAACAGAUUGUCUUCAAGGACUGAGCUUUGACCUUUCUCCCUGUUUUCCUCCACCCACUGGGACCCAUUCCCUCUUUCUUUUCCUCCCCUUCCCAGACCUUUGCCCCGGCUUUGCUGGCCAAGUCGUGGGUCUUCCUUCUGUCCCUUGGUUGCAUGGUACAGUUCACUUUGGCCCUUUUCCAUCCAUUCCCGCUUCAUUGCUAACCAUAUGGUACAUUCCAGUCCUCCCCUCAGAGGCUUUCCGAAAGCCCACAGUCAUUUCCUUAUCGCAAUCCUUGUCUUGCUCUCUUCCCUCACCAGCUAGUUUAGAAGGAUUUAGAUUUCCCUUUCUCUCUCUCUCUUUUUUUCUUUAGCACAUUGUACAUGCCAAAGUGUCAAGCCAGCCCUUAACAACACCCACCACAUUCUGAGCCAUCUCUUCACUGUUGUGCAGGGUAGUUUGCCUCCCUCCUCCUCCCUCACUACCCUCCCUACCUCCCUAACUUGUACUGAGCUGGCCUGGGCCUGCACCAGCUCAGCAUCUUCUCAGUCUGUUUCAUAUUAUUUAUUAUUUUAAUUUUCUAUUAAAUUAUUGGAAUAAAGUUGAGUUGAGGGUCUG